Drosophila ficusphila is the source of this 902-nucleotide messenger RNA. RefSeq names its product tetratricopeptide repeat protein 12. The transcript is spliced from 3 exons. Bases 86 to 820 code for a protein of 244 amino acids. The record is from RefSeq and is a predicted model, not a curated record. Gene Ontology annotation, molecular function: protein binding. Lineage: Eukaryota; Metazoa; Arthropoda; Insecta; Diptera; Drosophilidae.
CAUUAGAUUCACACAACACCAAAUAAAAACCAACUUACAAUACUACACUCAAAUACAACAAAAAAGAACAAAAAAAAACUAUAAAAUGGGGGAAAAACAAGAAGAAAAGUACAAAAAAAAUAACUGGGAAACACUUAAGCAAGAGGAAUCCAUAUAUCAACACCCAGAAGCCCAAGAAUCCUUCCUUGAGAAGCCGUCCAAAGUUGAGGAAGUUAUUGAGUGCCUAGAAAUGAUUGAAAAUGCCAACAAAACGGAUGCCUCUAAGAAGCGAGCAAAGUCUACGGUGACCAUAUCAGAUAUACAUUUUUUGGUAUCAGAACGAACGGUAAAUGAAAACCGUUCUUCAUUUCGACGAAAUAAAACCAGAAAAAUGGUGGUUAACACGAAUCAGUUCCCCUUUAUGCGCCAAAUCGAUCCGGAAUUUGGGGAUCGAGUUUUGGCCAGAGAAGAGCGAGAAAUUGUGGCCGAAUCAUUUCGACGGCUUGGAAAUCACGAGUACCGCAAGUUAAACUUUGGUUUGGCCAAAGACCACUAUACAAAAGGCAUUCAAUAUAUAAAAGACACGCCAGUCUUGUACGUAAAUCGAGCCAUUUGCCAUAUAAAGUUGCGGGAAUUUAGGCUAGGUGUUAUGGACUGUGACUAUGUGCUCACAUAUCUGGACAAAAGCUAUAUCCGAGCUUGGCUUUAUCGAGCGGCGGCCUAUAAACGCCUGAACGAUGAGGCUAAUUUCGAAGAUAGUGUUAACCAGGCGAGACAAUUAAACAGAUUAGAAUCUCUAUUCAUUGAUGAUUUUUUGGAUAAAAUGCGAACGCUUCUUUAGAACCACUUUGGCUAAAUUAUGUAUAGUUAACUAAAUUAUUUAUGGUUGAAAUCUGGCUUUAAUAAAAUUAUAUUUAAAAAUA